GGACCACUUGCACAAAGCUAGCAAAGUUACCCAUAACAGCACUCAGACCAUAUAUACCCUCUCAAUCACGCCGGGUUGCUAUCGGCAAUCUUGGAACCGAAUGGCGGAUUCAAUGCAACAUUUCCAGUUACUUUCGCCUGACUUUCAAUGAAUUGUAUGAAGUGGGUCUUCGGACCCUGCUGUUGUGGUUGUGCUUAUCGUGGUAACGACUGGCAGACUGCGGACCGCAAACGACUGGGACCAUCUCUCCUUGCUUUCUUCCGACAAGCUAUGGACUUUAUACAUCACCUCGAGAUGCAUCACGGGAUAGAAGAACAACAUAUCUUCCCCGUUCUUCAACGAAAGAUGCCCGAUUUUGCAAAAGGCGCUAAGCAUCGCAAUUCUCACAAGGGUAUUCACGAAGGUCUCGACCGAUUGGAGGCAUUGAUAAAAGAUUACCGUAAUGAUCCGAAAACAUACUCUCCUGUCGAAUUUCGAGCCUGUCUAGACUCUUUCCGAGAUGUACUUUUUUCUCAUUUGGAUGAAGAAGUAGCAGAUUUGCAAGGCGAGAAUCUCAAGAAAUUCUGUACUCUCGCAGAGGUUCAGCGUUUGCCUAUGUGA
Messenger RNA from Dacryopinax primogenitus, 600 nucleotides. RefSeq lists its product as uncharacterized. The transcript is spliced from 7 exons. Bases 148 to 600 code for a protein of 150 amino acids. The record is from RefSeq and is a predicted model, not a curated record. Lineage: Eukaryota; Fungi; Basidiomycota; Dacrymycetes; Dacrymycetales; Dacrymycetaceae.